This is a messenger RNA of Cydia pomonella (codling moth), 839 nucleotides long. RefSeq lists its product as uncharacterized. Bases 144 to 749 code for a protein of 201 amino acids. Gene Ontology annotation, cellular component: mitochondrion. The transcript has 3 exons. Gene Ontology annotation, biological process: mitochondrial respiratory chain complex I assembly; mitochondrial electron transport, NADH to ubiquinone. NCBI's taxonomy places the organism in Eukaryota, Metazoa, Arthropoda, Insecta, Lepidoptera, Tortricidae. The record is from RefSeq and is a predicted model, not a curated record.
AUUCUUGUUUACACAGCUGUCUAAAUUAGAUAAUACACUCACACAUGGGUAUAUAACCGCAGCCAUACAGCUUGGGUUUGUCAUACUGAGUAAACGCGUUAAGAGGAAUUAAACUAGUAGAAAUCAAAAGCGUUAUUGCGAAAAUGUUAUUUCCGGCGUUUUUGUUAAUAUCUGCGAGCGUUCUUCUCAGCAAUACGAACCCCGUGAACGGUGAACUAUAUAUCUUCAACUUCACUGGAUCGGACGGCGUUGACGGAUGGGAAGAACAAUCGGAUACCGUGCGCUCUGUGGGAAUGUCCAAAGCAGUUCUAGUCAAUCACGAAAACACUGAAUACAAACGAGUGGUAUUCUUUGCCCUGCUGAAUCCUCAGACCGACGGGUCAGGGUUCGCUGGAGUCAGGGCUUUAAAGACCUAUGAUGAUUUGACUGAAUACACGAAGUUGCAGUUGCAGUGCCGAGCCCAGGGAAAUUUUACCAGCUUCAAAGUUGUCUUACGGCAUAAGGGUUUGAACAACGAGCCAAAUAACUCCUUUGAGCAAUUUUUCGAUGGUCCAAAGGAUGAAUUUGCUGUCGUUGAUCUGCCGUUUUCAGGAUUUGAAGCAUACUAUCGUGGCCAACUAGUCGGUAACGAGACCCUCGAUAUAUCCCAAAUAACUAGUAUUGGUAUUCAAAUGUAUGGAGGAGUGUACCUGCCUGUUAAACAGUACGGUCCUGCAACUUUAGAAAUUGAUUGGAUAAAGGCAGCUUAGAAAUUAGUAAGGCAGCCUUUUUGCUGGCAUACUUAUACUUGCUUUAUUGUUUGUAGUGUGUUUGCAAAUAAAAUAUUUUUCUUUCUUUAA